GUGGAGGUUCCCGCAGCUGUCCGGCGAUUCCCGGAGGGGCGGAGUUGGAGCUGCAGAGGGAACCGAGGGGGAAGGGUGGGUUCUGGUACUUCAACCGGCGUUGCUUAGCAGGAGGCUUGAAUAACUUCCUGAGGCAUUCGGUGGGAAGUUACUUGCCGUGGGAAGUUUGAAUUCCAGAAGUUGGCUCUGGAGAGUGCUAAAUUAGAGGAGACCUCAAGCAGCAGACAGCUUGGGUCAUGGCCUCCAACCUGGACUUCUCUCCUCCUGAGGUGCCUGAGCCCACUUUCCUGGAGAACCUGCUGCGGUAUGGACUCUUCCUGGGGGCCAUCUUCCAGCUCAUCUGCGUGCUGGCCAUCAUCAUACCCAUUCCCAAGUCCUACGAAGUGGAGACAGAACCAUCCGAACCCAGAAGUGCGGAAGUAACAAGGAAGACCAAGGCUACUGUUCCUUCUGCCAACAAGAGGCCCAAGAAGGAGACCAAGAAGAAGCGGUAGAAGUGGAGGCCUGAGGAGCCAGGCGGGCCUGGGAAUCAACAUCCUGUUUCCUGUCCGUCCCAGGCUCAGUGUCUAGAUGCUGUGAUGCCAUCUGACCAGAGAUCUGGACAGUCAUGACAGUCCCCAGGCUUCAGCUGGACAGACACCACUUCCUCCUCCUCCUGCUUCCAUGGUGGUUUCCAGUCCAGGGACUGAAAUCCCUUGUGAGCAGACACUGCCCUGGGGGGUUGUUCAGAAGCCAGGUCAGCUCACAGUUACUUACUCACUGUGGCUAGGCAAUAGGCACCCACCUUGUGGAUUCACACUACACUUUGGAAUCACUGUCUAAUGCUGAUAAGCACUUCCUCUCCCAUUGCUUCAUUUCUGCUGUGUGGAUGGAGCCAGACCUCACUUGUGUUAGGGCAAGAUGAUAUGGCUAUGCAAUGGUAGUGGUCCCCCUGGCUGCACCAACCAGGCCUAAAAAAUGCUCACUGGAAGAGCCAGCAGAAGGCCUGGGCCAGGGUCAUACCUGAGUUUCCUCUAUCAGGUGGAAGGGGUUUGGCUGAAUGAGUACAUAUUCUCGGGCACAAACUUUCUGAGCCUCUGAAAUAGUAGGCUUAGCAACUUCAGACCAACCUCUUCAACCCAUUGUGACAUCCAAGGUGUUAUGCCUUUGACUUUUACCUGCACACCAUCCUCCUCCUCUCAGUUUUUUCAUUCUCUGACCAGUGAAGAAAAGUUAUUUGGAAAAGUAAAGGUCAAUAAAGUUGCAUGCUCAACC
This is a messenger RNA of Heterocephalus glaber (naked mole-rat), 1254 nucleotides long. RefSeq names its product mannosidase beta like (gene Manbal). Lineage: Eukaryota; Metazoa; Chordata; Mammalia; Rodentia; Bathyergidae. Gene Ontology annotation, cellular component: membrane. The record is from RefSeq and is a predicted model, not a curated record.